AUGCUCACAGACAGUCCCCCCUACGUUGAUGGAAUCAUAAUCCAUGGGUGUUUCUCUGAUCACACGGUCGCCGACGAGCACUUUGUGCUUCGUUGGCCGGACAACUUACCUCUAGAUUUCGGCGCUCCUCUCCUUGGUGCAGGAAUCACAAUGUACAGUUCAUUGAGGUAUUUUGGACUCGACAUGCCAGGUAUGCACAUUGGGGUGGUGGGUCUAAGAGGACAUGGCCAUUUAGUUGUGAAAUUUGUAAAGGCACUUGGUGGUAAAGUGACAGUGAUUAGUACAUCCCCUGAAAAGAAAGAGAGAGCUAUAAAAAACCUUGAUGUUGACUCAUUUUUGGUCAGUAGUGACCCCGAUCAGAUGCUGAUUGCAAUGGGCACACUAGAUGAUAUCAUUGAUACUGUCCCUGCAAUUCAUCCUCUUCAACCUUUAAUUGAUCUAUUGAAAAUCCAAGGAAAGCUUGUUAUGAACGGUGGACCAUUGGAGCCUCUAGAUCUGCCAAUGUGUUCUUUGAUUCUCGGUCGAAAAAUAGUGGUUGGGAUUGACAUUGGAGGGUUGAAAGAAAUGCAAGAGAUGCUUGAUUUUGCAGCAAAACACAAUAUUACAGCAGAUGUGAAGGUUAUUCCUAUAGACUACGUGAACACAGCAAUGGAACGUCUCGAUAAAAACGAUGUUAAAUACCGAUUUGUUCUGGAUAUUGAAAGCACAUUGAAGAUUGCUUAA
Ilex paraguariensis (yerba mate) is the source of this 723-nucleotide messenger RNA. The record is from the annotation of a GenBank genome assembly. Lineage: Eukaryota; Viridiplantae; Streptophyta; Magnoliopsida; Aquifoliales; Aquifoliaceae.